UUUCCGGUAUGGACAAAACGGUGGGUUUCGCCAUCCCCUGAACCCAAAUCUCCCAAGUUUCCAUCUUUUUGCUCUGAUUUUUUUUUGAAAAUUUGAGAAUGCCGAGGCCGAACAGCAAUUUGGGGAUGGACCUGAUGAUCCCUGGAAAAAUCCGGAAGCGGGGUUGUUCGUCGUCGGCGUCGUCGUCAUCGUCGAUCAUCCAGAACUACAGAUUCAAGCGGGCGAUUCUGGUUGGGAAGAGGGGCGGAUCCAGUACGCCCGUGCCCACUUGGAAGCUCAUGAGCUCCAGGUCACCCACCGCUUCCGCAUUGCGCGCCAUGGACUCACCCAACUACUCCCAGAACGGCGGCGCCAGGUCUAAGCAGCAGCAGCCCGUGUCGGCGAGGAAGCUAGCCGCUACGCUCUGGGAAAUGAACGACAUGCCGUCUCCGAGAGUGAAAGAGGGGUCGGACGAGAGGCGGCUGAGGAAGAUGGAGGCGCGUAAUCGUAAGGCCAGAGAGAGGGAGAGGAUUGCGAGAUCGGCGCACUCCGGUUCUCUGCCGCCCCAUCUCUCCGAUCCAUCUCAUAGUCCCGUUUCCGAGAGGAUGGAUCGGUCUGGAACCGGUAGUUUCCAUAGAAGGGCGUCGCCCAUUUCGCAGAGGCGGCUCAGGCUCACAGACCAUCAUGCUGGAAUGUUGGAUUCUCAUGGCAAUGGUAGCUUAAUGGAGGUUGAGACUAGAUCACGCGCCCAGACGCCUAAUACUUCUACAGCUGGAGCCAAGACACGUUUGAAAGAUGUUAGUAAUUCUUUGACCACAUCUAAAGAGCUACUGAAAAUUAUCAACUGUGUUUGGGGUAAUGAAGAUCGACCUUCGUCAAGCAUGGCCCUUAUCUCAGCGUUACAUGCUGAGCUGGAGAGGGCUCGUUUACAGGUCAAUCAGCUGAUCCAAGAACAACGCUCGGACCAGAAUGAGAUCAACUACCUUAUGAAGUGUUUUGCUGAAGAAAAGGCAGCUUGGAAAAGCAAGGAGCAUAAAGUUGUCGAGGCUGCCAUUGAGGCUGUUGCAGGAGAACUUGAGGUAGAGAAGAGACUGAGAGGGAGGUUCGAAAGCAUGAACAAGAAACUCAGGAAAGAACUGGCGGAGACAAAAGCCUCUCUUGUUAAUACGGCAAAAGAACUCGAAGGUGAAAAGAGAACAAGAGAGAUCAUGGAACAAGUAUGUGAUGAAUUAGCUCGGGAUGUGACUGAAGAUAAAGAUGAAGCAGAGGAAAUGAAGAGGGAAUCCGCAAAAGUUCGUGAUGAGGUUGAGAAGGAAAGGGAGAUGAUGCUGUUUGCUGACUUGUUGCGUGAGGAGAGAGCUCAAGUGAAACUCUCAGAGGCAAAACAUCUUCUUGAAGAGAAGAAUGCAGCCGUUGAUAUGUUGAGGAGUCAACUUGAAGCCUUCAUGGGAAGUAAGGCAACCAAAGAAAAAGGACGCAGUUCUACUCAUCUGAAUGACGAAGAAAUUUCUGCGUAUCUAAGUAAAGCUCAUCUUGGUUCCUGUCAGGAUGAAGAAAGAGAUGAGGAUGAAGGAGAAGUUGAAGACGGAGUAGAAUGCGAAGAGGAUUCUGCUGAAAGUGAUCUUCAUUCCAUAGAGUUAAGUAUGGGCAACAACAGCGAAAGCUACAACUUGAAUCACACUUCAGCAGCCACUCGUGAUCCAAGGUGGGCAGCACCUUAUGUUGAAGAAAUCAAAGGGAGCAAGUGUACUUCUGGGAAGCCACCGAGAAGAAGCACUUCUUUGCAAAGAAGUAUAUCAGAUGGAGUGGAAUGGGGCAUGCAAACUGAAAGGCUCCAAAAUUCAGGAGACGGGAUAGAUUGGGAGAGGUUUCCUGAACUGGAGAGGCAAAGGCAACGGCAAGGAAAAGGUUGUGCAAACGAAAUGCAAGGACAUAAAUCAUCAAGGGGUAUUCGGGACCAAAUGUUGUCUGGUUCUAGGCUUGGACAUGCUAUAGUUCACGCUAGUCCCACACAGCAAUGGGGGCAGCCAUGGCCUUCAAGGGAUCCUACCGGUACAUUUCAAGAUAGGCCUCCCAGCGCGCAAGGCAGUGGUUCGAAGUCAAGAUUGGGGGAAGUGAAAGAUGAAGGCCAGAAUGGCAGAAGGUAUAAACGGUGAAGCCUUUUGUUUGCCACGGUCGAUGCUCAAAUGCAGGGUAGCGCUGUAGAAGGCCAUGCUUUGAGGAAGGCGAUUUGAAUGAUGAGAAGCAGCGUUUUGGCCCAUCGAUGCUUUUGGCUUGUGAUCACCAGGAGCUGCUAAGUUGCAGUAAUCGCUGCUCAUUCUGCGCUAUACCAACGCCAUUUUCGCUUAAGAAGCUUGUUCUGUAGAUUUUUCAAAGAAAGAUGUGAUUUAUGUCUCAGUUAUAUAGAAACAUUAUAUAUUAGCUUCUUUUUCUUUUCUGUUUCUCUUUCCUUCAUGUUAAUAGUAAUCUGUAUUUACCUUA
Molecule: messenger RNA, 2460 nt
Organism: Pyrus x bretschneideri (Chinese white pear)
Lineage: Eukaryota; Viridiplantae; Streptophyta; Magnoliopsida; Rosales; Rosaceae
Exons: 3
Coding region: 99-2135 (678 amino acids)
Source: RefSeq, a predicted model, not a curated record